Molecule: messenger RNA, 3784 nt
Organism: Etheostoma cragini (Arkansas darter)
Lineage: Eukaryota; Metazoa; Chordata; Actinopteri; Perciformes; Percidae
Product: transcription factor COE1-A-like
Exons: 17
Coding region: 1-1797 (598 amino acids)
Biological process (GO): regulation of transcription by RNA polymerase II
Molecular function (GO): RNA polymerase II cis-regulatory region sequence-specific DNA binding; DNA-binding transcription factor activity, RNA polymerase II-specific
Source: RefSeq, a predicted model, not a curated record
AUGUUUGGGAUCCAGGAGAGCAUCCAGCGAAGCGGCAGCAGCCUGAAGGAGGAGCCGCUGGGAGGCAUGAACGCUGUCCGGAGCUGGAUGCAGGGGGGCGGCGUGCUGGACGCCAACACGGCCUCCCAAAGUGGAGUGGGUCUGGCCCGGGCUCACUUUGAGAAGCAGCCGCCCUCCAACCUGCGGAAGUCCAACUUCUUCCACUUCGUCCUGGCUCUGUACGACCGGCAGGGUCAGCCAGUAGAGAUCGAGAGGACCAACUUUGUUGACUUCAUCGAGAAAGACAAGGAGACCAGCGGAGAGAAGACCAAUAACGGGAUUCAUUACCGGCUGCAGCUUCUUUACAGUAACGGCAUCAGAACUGAGCAGGACUUUUAUGUUCGACUUAUAGACUCCAUGACUAAACAGGCGAUUAUUUAUGAAGGCCAAGACAAAAACCCAGAGAUGUGUAGAGUGCUGCUGACACAUGAGAUCAUGUGCAGUCGGUGCUGUGACAAGAAGAGCUGCGGAAACCGUAAUGAGACACCCUCAGACCCUGUUAUCAUCGACAGAUUCUUUCUCAAGUUUUUCCUCAAGUGCAACCAGAACUGUCUAAAAAAUGCGGGAAACCCACGAGACAUGAGGAGGUUCCAGGUGGUGGUAUCGACCACGGUGAGCGUGGAGGGACAUGUCCUGUCAGUCUCCGACAACAUGUUUGUCCACAACAACUCCAAACAUGGCCGACGGGCCCGCAGACUCGACCCAGUGGAAGGAACGCCAUCUUACUUGGAACACGGAGCAGCUCCUUGCAUUAAAGCCAUCAGUCCUAGCGAGGGGUGGACUACGGGUGGCGCUACAGUCAUCAUCAUAGGAGACAAUUUCUUUGAUGGUCUCCAAGUCAUCUUCGGUACCAUGCUGGUUUGGAGCGAGUUGAUCACGCCACAUGCCAUCCGGGUGCAGACGCCCCCCAGACACAUCCCCGGGGUCGUUGAGGUCACUCUGUCUUACAAGUCCAAACAGUUCUGCAAAGGCACACCCGGAAGGUUCAUUUACACAGCACUAAAUGAACCAACCAUCGACUAUGGUUUCCAGAGGCUUCAGAAGGUCAUCCCUCGACACCCUGGAGACCCUGAGAGGCUGCCAAAGGAGGUUAUUUUAAAGAGAGCAGCUGACCUGGUGGAAGCCCUCUACGGUUUGCCCCAUAAUAACCAGGAGAUCAUCCUGAAGCGUGCGGCGGACAUUGCAGAAGCUCUCUACAGUGUUCCACGAGGACACACUCAGCUUUCCGGCUCCACCCACAGCGGCAUGAUGGGGGUCAACUCCUUCAGUGGGCAGCUGUCCGUCAACAUCUCUGAACCCCCACAGGGCAAUCAGGGAUUUGUGCGCAGCAGCAGUAGCGUGUCCCCUCACGGGUACGUGCCCAGCUCCACGCCUCAGCAGACCAGUUACACGUCUGUCACCAGCACCAUGAACGGCUACACUAACAACACCGGCAUGACCAACCUGGGAGGCUCGCCUACUUUCCUCAACGGCUCUGCCGCCAACUCGCCUUAUGCUAUUGUCCCAUCCAGUCCCACUAUGGCCUCCUCCACCUCUCUCCCCUCCAACUGCUCCUCCUCUUCUGGCGUCUUUUCGUUCUCUCCAGCUAACAUGGUGUCGGCGGCCGUUAAGCAGAAGUCUGCCUUCGCUCCAGUGGUCAGGCCCUCCUCCUCCCCUCCGCCCUCCUGUACCAACGCCAAUGGGCUCCACGAUCAAACAUUUGUGGACUCUAGCAAGUACUCAACAGCCAACUCUCUACAAGGCCUGGCCUUCACCUGAACAAUCCCGAGAAUGAUCGUCCCACCCAUGUAAAGGUGUGUGUGUGUGUGUGUGAGUGUGAGUGUGUGUGUGUGUGUGUGUGUGUGUGUGUGUGUGUGUCUGUGUGUGUGCGAUUGUGCAUGCCAGCACAUGUAAGUGCGUGCGUUUGUGUGUCUGUGUGUGUGUGUGUGUGUGAACCAAGCACACUCAAACCAAUCCCCAUGGAGGAUUUCGGUGAGAGUCAGACUCCGGUCGGGGAUGGAAGCAGCUGUCCCGAUCUGAAGGAUCAAACCCAACUCAGGCCCUUUCUAAUACAGAACAACUGCAAGAAAAACAGACAAACAAAAACAAAAACAAAGACUGUUUGCAAAGAAAUAAGUUGUUUAGACUUUGUACACCUUGAUGCUUUUAUAGGAGAACGGCCACGCCUACAUUAUGACUCUCCACCGACGCAGGAAGUGUAUUUAUUUUGGAGAGAAUCCACUUCUUCUCUUUAAUGAUUUUUGUGCAACAGUUAACGUUUCAUAAUCAUCUUGUAACUGUAUCUCACAUGAGGGAUUUUCUAUUUAUGAAGUUUGGUCAUUGAUGAAGGAAUAUAAUGUGAAUAUAUGACGAUGAUGGUGAUAAUGAUAAUGAUGAUGAUGAUGAUGAAGAGGCUUCAGGAUUUAUACAGGGUCAAAUCCAGCCGACACAGACAAGCCAAACCAGACACACACUUUCACUUCUUGUUGCCAAAUCACAAUACGUCACUCUUUCAGUACAUGCACUCAGACAGCAAGGUCUUCCUCUGCAUUCAAUCGAUCAGCUGAAGGAUUGAGAUGCUUCCUGCCUGCAAUUGAUGCUUAGUUUUGCCCAUUCAAGAAAUCCAAAUGUUUACUUUGACACUGCUGCUCCUAUAUGCUACAUUUUUGAGAAGGAGUCUGUUAGCCAACAGAAGGUGCAGAGAGAAACUAAAUUCAGUCACUUAACAAACCGUGAAGAAAUGUUUUUCCACCAUCCAAGAUUCAAGAGAGAAAUUGGACAUGGGGCAGAGCUGAUUCAGGAUAGAUUUGACAAGCUAACUGUAAAAAUGCCAUAAAUAAGUGCACGAGUGUGUGAUUACUAGGUGCCAACAGCUGCUUCCCUGUUAAGGAUUUGACCUCUGCCACUGAGUCUAUCCAUGGGCCCUGUUAUAAAGUCGGACACCGCUUCACCAACCUCUAUAAGAGGGGGAACAUGUCUUAAAGAUUGCUUCCAUUUUUACUAUGAUUUGUUGUGAGAGUUGGCUUCUCAAAUGUUUGUCUUAAAACAUAAAGCCUUAUUUCUGUUUUGUUUUUCUUUUGGUUUGCUGUGUUCUUUAAAUUCUUCUUGCCAUCGGCCGGCCAAUCAGAUUGUGUUUCUUUUGUCUCCUGCCCGCUUAACCGGUGUGAUUGACUACUUGAGUGAGAAAAUGAUCUAAUGGUGUUUCUUAAAUGCUGUGCUGCAAAGAAUGUUAUGAAAUCUUCAACUGAGUCUUAAAAUUAAGUUUUGUGAAACAUCUUCCACUGAGGUUCACUUUUUUCAAAUCUGAACCUGGAAUUCUGUUUUUAUUUUUACAGUGCCACUGUAUUUAAAAGUACAACUCUUCACAAUGUUUGCAUCCCAUAUUGCACUUGUGUUCUUAAAAGGUAGAGAUAAAGUGUGAAAUUCCAUGUCUUUGGAAAAAAAGGACUUUAUUGCAGUGCAGGACAAUUAGCCAGCAACAUGUCUUAAAUGCAGUGUGCAAGAAUGAGAAAGUGAAAGUCCCUGCUCCCUCAGGCCUGCAGUGUGCGGUUCAGUAGUCUUGAUUAAUUUAUGAUUAUAUUAAUUUUGCCAAAGCGCUUCAUUGAGAAAUUAAUGCCUAAACAGUCUUAUGCCUUGUCUUUUUUUGUCACACACAGUCAGAAACUGUGUAAGAAUGCCAUACUGUGUACAACUGUCAGUUGUUUGUCAUUUGAGUCACACCACCUCCUUAGCCAGAAGUCAGUAAGACUUAAAUCAAAGCAGUAAU